GGCGAGGCAGGGGUCAGAGGUCGUGCCAGAGGGAGGGUUCAGCGAGGGGAAGGUUUCCCUGGGGUUGGCAUGAGUUGACCUUUGGCCCUCCUGUCGCCAAGGCCAUGGCCCCCCGGCGGCCCCCGGAGCUCUACCGGGCUCCCUUCCCCCUCUAUGCCCUGCGCGUGCAUCGCGAGGCUGGUCUGGUUCUCAUCGCGGGUGGCGGCGGAGCUGCCAAGACCGGCAUCAAGAAUGGCCUGCAUUUCUUGCAACUGGACUGGAGAGGAGGUGAACUGUCUGCUUCACUGUUGCAUGCACACGACACAGAGACACGAGCUACGAUGACCAUGGCAUUGGCAGGGGACAUCAUUGCUGCUGGGCAGGAUGCCACCUGCCACAUUCUGAACUUUCAUCUGCAGAAACCCAGUCAGAAAGGGGGUAGUGGUGAUUGUGCCCCCAAUAAAGCAAGUGGUGAUGAGAAGGGUCCCCGGAGGCGCAAGGCCCCCCCACCCAGUGGGCCUGGUAGCAACGGCGAUACACGCAAGGAGACGAAUGAAGUGACUGUGGAAACUCUGCACCGUGUCCAGACAGAUACCAGCCCUGAUGCCCUGCAGAAGGCUGUGUGCUUUAGUGAUGACCACACCCUCCUGGCCACUGGUGGCGUGGAUGGAUUCCUACGGGUCUGGGAGUUUCCCAGCAUGAAGAAAACUCUCGAGUUCCAGGCCCACAAGGGGGAGAUCGAGGACAUAGCACUGAGUCCUGAUAAUAAGGUCGUGACAGUGGGACGGGACUUCCAGUGCUGCGUGUGGCAGCGGGACCAGAUGGUGACAGGGCUGCGCUGGAACGAGAACCUUCCGGGCAUCCCGGAUAAGGCCUACCGCUACCAGGCUUGCAGGUUUGGAAUAGUGGAGGACCAAGCCAAGGCGCUGCGGCUAUACACAGUGCAGAUCCCCUACAAGCGGGAGCGACGACCACCCCCUUGCUACAUCACCAAGUGGGACGGGCACAGCUUCCUGCCCCUGCUCACCCGGCCUUGUGGCAAUGAGGUCAUCUCAUGCCUCUCUGUCAGUGAUACUGGCACGUUCCUGGGUCUGGGCACCGUGACGGGCUCCGUUGCCAUCUUUGUCGCCUUCUCCUUGCAGAGGUUGUACUAUGUGCGGGAAGCGCACGGCAUCGUGGUCACAGCUGUGGCCUUCCUGCCCGAAACCCCUGAGCUGCUGAAGGGCAACGAGGCGGCCCUGCUGAGUGUGGCCGUGGACAGCCGCUGCCGUCUGCACCGGAUCCCCUGCCGGCGGAGUUUCCCGGUAUGGCUGGUGCUGCUCUUGUGCGCUGGACUGUUGGUAGGCACAGUCCUGAUGCUACAGCUGGCCUUCCCAGGCUUCCUCUAGCCCCCC
Messenger RNA from Euleptes europaea (tarantolino), 1373 nucleotides. RefSeq names its product prolactin regulatory element binding (gene PREB). The transcript is spliced from 9 exons. The coding region runs from base 105 to 1367 and encodes 420 amino acids. Gene Ontology annotation, cellular component: endoplasmic reticulum membrane. The record is from RefSeq and is a predicted model, not a curated record. Gene Ontology annotation, biological process: protein secretion. Gene Ontology annotation, molecular function: guanyl-nucleotide exchange factor activity; protein binding; GTPase activator activity. NCBI's taxonomy places the organism in Eukaryota, Metazoa, Chordata, Lepidosauria, Squamata, Sphaerodactylidae.